AUGUCUAAAGUCCAAAGGCUGAGAGCUUUGGUGGAGGAGCGGCUGACUGCGGCUGCUGAAGACAUAUAUGUGCUGUUUGAAACAAUCAUAACCGAGUAUGAGGAGGAACUGUGUCGCUCCAAACAGGAGAACGAGAGGAACCAACGGCUCCUGGACUCGACUCUGAGCCCGAGAGUCGUGCUGACCAGAGCCGGUGUCCACAUGUCCUCUCUGAGUCCUGGUCUCACUCUGAAACAGGAAAUCCCAGAGACUCCACAGAUUAAAGAGGAGCCAGAAGAACAGCACGACAAACAGGAGGAAGAGGAGCUGCAAGUGUCUGUCCCUGAGUCCAAUGAUGGCUGUGUGAAGACAGAAGAGUCCUCACUGCUUCAACGAAAAGAAAGUGAUCACAGAGAGGACGUCAACUCAGAGACACAUGUCCACAGAGAGAAGACACAGGGAGAGGACGUCAACUCAGAGACACAUGUCCACAGAGAGAACACACAGGGAGAGGACAUCAGCUCAGAGACACAUGUCCACAGAGAGGACAUCAGCUCAGAGACACGUGUCCACAGAGAGGACAGGCAGGAAGAGGACAUCAGCUCAGAGACACAUGUCCACCCUGAGACUGAGGGAGACACGGAGCACUCUUCUGACACUGACAGUGAUGAAGACUGGAGAGCUCCAAUCGGCUCUUCAGCUGCACAGAUGGAGACAGAGGCAGAUGGAGACCACUACAACCAAGUCCAGAGCAGAGACAAAAGCACCACUGCACCAAACUCAAGUCUAUCCCCCAAACACAAGUCUGCACCAGAGACCAGAGCCACUGUGGACAAUGGGGACGUGUCAGGAACAGCCAAACGAGCAGCAGGGAAGAAACACCAGUGCUUACAGCUCCACAACCCUGGCAUCGAACCUACCGUCUUUGUCAUCCUCCGUCCUUAG
This is a messenger RNA of Periophthalmus magnuspinnatus, 924 nucleotides long. Its product is annotated as clumping factor B-like. The record is from RefSeq and is a predicted model, not a curated record. NCBI's taxonomy places the organism in Eukaryota, Metazoa, Chordata, Actinopteri, Gobiiformes, Gobiidae. Bases 1 to 924 code for a protein of 307 amino acids. The transcript is spliced from 4 exons.